Mercenaria mercenaria is the source of this 2070-nucleotide messenger RNA. RefSeq names its product midnolin-like. The record is from RefSeq and is a predicted model, not a curated record. The transcript is spliced from 7 exons. Lineage: Eukaryota; Metazoa; Mollusca; Bivalvia; Venerida; Veneridae. The coding region runs from base 599 to 1459 and encodes 286 amino acids. Gene Ontology annotation, cellular component: nucleus.
UGUGUAAUAAAUGGUACUGCCAAAAUUGAAUGAUCGACUUGUCAUUUUAGAAAUUAAGCAGGUAAGACUUUUGUCACGGAAAAGGUAGGAACAACGGUGUUAAGUGUCAGUGAUAUCUGGCAGAAACGUUUUUCUUUAAACACAACUUCUUUUAAUGAAAGUUUUGUUGGAUCUGCACCAAACGUGGUGUGUAAGUUUAACAUAGUUUGACAACUCUGAAAAAUUGUGAAAAUUCACAGAAGAUUAGAAAUUUGUUUAAUAUAAUAUAUUGUAAUGUAUAGUUCAACUAUAUGGUGCACAGUACAUGAGUCAAUUAAGUAUAGGCCCAGCUUGUUAACUGUAUUUUCCCGGCCAUAAGACUACUUCAGCCAUAAGACGAGGACCUACUUCGACCAAUAUUAAGUCGAGGGAUGGAUAGAUCUAGAGCUCAGAAAAUUGAGAGAGGAACAUGAGUGUGUUUGGUUAUGCAGCCAGAAGUCGACCCUUGACUUCAGAAGUAAUAGCUUGACAUACUGCCAGGAUUAUAUGAUUAUUACUGCAUGGGAAUUUAUUGGAUAAUCAAGUGAGCGACGGCAGUCACCUGACCCUUGUACCAAAUAUGGAAACAGGAACUGCGAACAAAACUUCCAACUGUCGAGUCAUGCAGGCCUUGGAAAAUCUCUCCGAGUCACAGGUGAAUGAUUUUCUCACUGGCCGGGCCCCGUUGUUAUUGGCGAUGAAGCUAGGUGAACAUAUGAUGUUUGUGCAAUUGCAAUUAUCAACGUCAUCGUGUAGUUCUCGGCGGCGGACAUUGCUGGGUGGAAAUCCAGCACAUUGCAGUAAUAUGAACAAUCAUACACAACCACGUGAGAAGCCAAACUGUGCGUGCAAUCCAUCAACAGCUAGUCCAGUCCCAGCAAGUCAAGCUCCAGGAGCCAUUAUUGACAGUGUAAAUCAUCUAGGUCAAGGGGUCUAUUCAGGGACUUUUUCUGGCACGUUAGACCCUACAUUGCAAGACCCGACUGGGCGACCGAAACGUGACAUUAACACUAUUCUCCAGAUUUUGAAUGACCUCCUUUUAGCUUCGCCUCAGCUACGACAGUCUGCUGGAAAUGUAACCACUACUCCAGCUGAACGAAAUGAAUAUCUACAGCAAACUAGCAAGACUGUUUUAGGUGAGACUGUUGAUCAGACUGAUAAUAACCGGGUAGAGGACUCAUUACGGGGAAAGGUACAAACUUUGCAAAAAAUGAUGCAGGAGAGAAAACUGCGGCGCCAACAAAAACGUGGACUGAAAGCUCCUUAUCAGUGGUCUAGUAGAGUGUCAUCAGCACGGCAGCGAAUGCACACUUCAGUGAAAUUUGAAUCACCUUUGGGGAUGGAUCGAGACGUCACCAAGACCGAAAACCAUGCUGCCUCUGAUGCAACAUUUUCAACGGCGUCUGCAACAGCAAUAGAACAUGAAAGUGUACUAGUUUGAAGCUAGCCCAGGCUGAAAAUUGGUUUACACAUUUGGAGUGUCUAACUCUUUAGACACAUUUUGUCUGGAGGCCAUUUUGUCUGCAAUGGCAGCCAUCUUUGUUUUUUGAAGGAUGGGAUGUUGGUGGUGGUUUUGAUUGGUUUAAACAGUUUGACCAGUCAAACCAGAAGGCACAUUUAUUGGGCAGUUGAUUGGGUUGUUCCAUUUUUUUCUGAUGGGAGUCAUACUAUUUGUGUAGUACGAUGUACAUGAAUGUAUUCACAUGUACAAGCUGUUAUACUGUUUAUGUGAAUGGGACACAGAUAUGUAAAAGAAUAUGCUUGGGAAUUGUAUCCAUGAUAAUGGUGUGUUGCCAAGGGUUGUCCAAAGGGAUAACCAGUUUACUUAUUGUAUGAUUUGUAAACUUGGUAACUGUAUGUCGAGGGGAUAAUAAGUUUGUUGGUUUGUAACUGCCCAAAGUGCCAUUUUGUUCUACUGCUUCAUCAUUAUAGCCUUUUUUCACUUGCAUACAUAUUUUGUAACUAGAAACGUAUUUCAUAGUGGGAUAUAAUUGCACAGAAUUUUCUUAGUCUUUCAUAAACAUUUCUGUCAUUACUGUAAAAUGUUCUCCU